AUGCCUUAUUUGAUGAAAAUACUUGCUUUACUUCUGUGUCUGUCCAUCACCACCGGGGAGUGCCGGAAGCAGGGGAACCGCGUGCGGAGAUGGACCGGCACCGUGGAGACCCUGAAGCAUGGCACCGCCUUGUCAAAAAAGCCUCCCGAUGUGACCAAGUCUCGAAAACCGAAGACAGAGCAUCUCCUGAAAGUAGAUGAUCAUGAUUUCACCAUGAGGCCAGCGUUUGGAGGCCCAGCCAUCCCUGUUGGAGUGGACGUACAAGUGGAGAGCCUGGACAGUAUCUCUGAAGUUGAUAUGGACUUCACCAUGACCCUGUACCUGAGGCAUUACUGGAAGGAUGAGCGUCUGUCCUUCAUCAGUAGCACCAACAAAAGCAUGACAUUCGAUGGGCGUCUGGUGAAGAAAAUAUGGGUGCCGGACGUCUUCUUUGUGCACUCCAAGAGGUCCUUCAUCCAUGACACCACCACUGACAACAUCAUGCUCCGUGUGUUUCCAGAUGGACACGUCCUCUACAGUCUGAGGGUGACGGUGACAGCAGCAUGUAAUAUGGACUUCAGUCGAUUUCCUCUGGAUUCCCAGACCUGCUCGCUGGAGCUAGAGAGCUAUGCGUACACGGACGAGGACCUGAUGCUGUACUGGAAGAGCGGCGACGAGUCCCUGAGUACGGACGACCGCAUCUCCUUAUCCCAGUUCCUCAUCCAGAAGUUCCACACUACCUCUCGCCUGGCCUUCUACAGCAGUACAGGCUGGUACAACCGUUUGUACAUCAACUUCACACUGAGACGGCACAUUUUCUUCUUCCUGCUGCAAACGUACUUCCCCGCCACGCUCAUGGUGAUGCUGUCAUGGGUGUCGUUCUGGAUCGACCGCCGGGCCGUUCCUGCCAGAGUCUCCCUGGGCAUCACAACGGUGCUGACCAUGUCCACCAUCAUCACUGGUGUCAACGCCUCCAUGCCGCGGGUGUCCUACAUCAAGGCUGUGGACAUCUAUCUGUGGGUCAGCUUCGUUUUUGUCUUCUUGUCAGUGUUGGAAUAUGCUGCCGUCAACUACCUGUCCACCGUCCAAGACCGCCGUGAGCGCAAGAUGAGAGAGCGGGCCAGGUCGCAGUCACUGCCCUGUACCUGUGGCAUGUCCCAGACGCGUACCAUGACCAUGCUGGACGGCACCUACAGCGAGGCUGACACCAACAGCCUGGCCGGCUACACCGAGGACCCCAUGGUGCCGGAAGAGGACCAGGAGGAGAUGCAUGGAGUCCCAGAAAAACCUGAACACAUGGUGGUGCACCUUUCGGUGAGCAGCGAGUCGACCACCACCAAGAAAAAGAAGAGCAUACGUGCCCUCAACAUCAUCCAGAACACACAUGCCAUUGACAAGUACUCGAGGAUGAUUUUCCCCGGCUCGUACAUCUUCUUCAACCUCAUCUACUGGUCCGUCUACUGCUGA
Molecule: messenger RNA, 1446 nt
Organism: Lampris incognitus (smalleye Pacific opah)
Lineage: Eukaryota; Metazoa; Chordata; Actinopteri; Lampriformes; Lampridae
Gene: gabrr2a
Product: gamma-aminobutyric acid type A receptor subunit rho2a
Exons: 9
Coding region: 1-1446 (481 amino acids)
Biological process (GO): signal transduction; chemical synaptic transmission; monoatomic ion transmembrane transport
Cellular component (GO): GABA-A receptor complex; neuron projection; membrane
Molecular function (GO): neurotransmitter receptor activity; GABA-A receptor activity; extracellular ligand-gated monoatomic ion channel activity
Source: RefSeq, a predicted model, not a curated record